GGCUCCAAAAUUUAAAUGAAACUGGAAAAAAUACAUAGAUGCAGCAUUGCAGCCUUUCCAGAUGUUUGGGGAUAAUAUUCCAGAGAGAAGUUGAUCCCCUUGGAUUAGGUAACUAGUCAUAAUGAAGAAAAUUAGUCUUAAAACCUUCCGGAAAUCUUUUAACUUGAAUAAAAGUAAAGAAGAAACGGAUUUCAUGGUAGUACAACAACCAUCACUAGCCAGUGACUUUGGAAAAGAUGAUUCCUUGUUUGGUAGCUGCUAUGGUAAAGAGAUGGCCAGCUGUGAUAUCAAUAGUGAAGACGAAAAAAGCGGGAAAAACAGAUCAAAAAGUGAAAGCCUGAUGGGUACAUUGAAAAGGAGACUUUCUGCAAAACAGAAGCCAAAAGGCAAGGCCAGCAUACCUUCUGGGAGCUCAGCUGAUGAGGACACCUUCUCCUCUUCCUCAGCACCAAUAGUCUUUAAAGAUGUGAGAGCUCAGAGGCCAAUUAGGUCCACUUCCCUCCGCAGUCAUCACUAUAGCCCCACACCUUGGCCUCUUAGACCUACAAACUCUGAGGAGACGUGUAUCAAGAUGGAGGUGAGAGUCAAAGCCUUGGUCCACUCUUCCAGUCCAAGUCCAGCACUGAAUGGCGUUCGGAAGGACUUCCACGACCUUCAGUCCGAGACUGCCUGCCAGGAGCAAGCAAAUUCACGGAAGAGCUCGGCAUCUCAGAAUGGAGACUUGCAUCUUCACCUGGAUGAACAUGUGCCUGUAGUUAUUGGACUUAUGCCUCAGGACUACAUUCAGUAUACCGUGCCUUUAGAUGAGGGGAUGUAUCCUUUGGAAGGACCGCGUAGCUAUUGUCUGGACAGUUCUUCUCCCAUGGAAGUCUCUGCAGUUCCUCCUCAAGUAGGAGGGCGCUCCUUCCCUGAAGAUGAGAGUCAGGUAGACCAGGACCUAGUCGUUGCACCAGAGAUCUUUGUGGAUCAGUCCGUGAAUGGCUUGUUGAUUGGCACCACGGGAGUCAUGUUGCAGAGCCCGAGAGCCAGUCAUGAUGAUGUCCCUCCACUCUCACCACUGCUACCUCCAAUGCAGAAUAAUCAAAUCCAAAGGAACUUCAGUGGACUUACUGGCACAGAUGCCCAUGUGGCUGAAAGCAUGCGCUGUCAUUUGAAUUUUGAUCCUAACUCUGCUCCUGGGGUUGCAAGAGUUUAUGACUCGGUGCAGAGUAGUGGUCCCAUGGUUGUGACAAGCCUUACAGAGGAGCUGAAAAAACUUGCAAAACAAGGAUGGUACUGGGGACCCAUCACACGCUGGGAGGCAGAAGGGAAGCUAGCAAACGUACCAGAUGGUUCUUUUCUUGUUCGGGACAGUUCUGAUGACCGGUAUCUUUUAAGCUUGAGCUUUCGCUCCCAUGGUAAAACACUUCACACUAGAAUUGAGCAUUCAAAUGGUAGGUUUAGCUUUUAUGAACAGCCUGAUGUGGAAGGACAUACGUCCAUAGUUGAUCUAAUUGAGCAUUCAAUCAGGGACUCUGAAAAUGGAGCUUUUUGUUAUUCAAGGUCUCGGCUGCCUGGAUCUGCAACUUACCCAGUCAGACUGACCAACCCAGUAUCCCGGUUCAUGCAGGUGCGUUCUUUGCAGUACCUGUGUCGUUUUGUUAUACGUCAGUAUACAAGAAUAGACUUAAUUCAGAAACUGCCUUUGCCAAACAAAAUGAAGGAUUAUUUACAGGAGAAGCACUACUGAAAGAAUAAGAACCCUGCAUCUUGCACUUUGGGAAUAAGAAAAAGAGAUUGAAAUACAGUUUACAAACUUUCAUUGCCAUCAGAAUCUUUUGCUGCCAUAACUAUUUCAGUUUUAUGUGUAAAAGAGUCAUCUUUUUGUUUAGGGGUAGGAAAGUGUCCACAAGGUGUCUUGGGUUUGUUUUGGUUUCUUUAAAAAGGGAAGUCUUGAGAUUUUAGAAGUGUGAAUUAUUUUUCAUCAAUGUGCAGAAUAAUCACAAUGUGAAUUAUCAAAUUUUCCUUAAUGCCCCCCCAUCCUUUGCUGCUAUCCACUGUGAUUUUUAUGCAUUAAAAGCACAUUUCAUGUGUAUUCAACCCUAAGUAAAGUUGAAUGAAACCUAUUGAGUGAAAAUUACUGUGUCUUUUUAAAUGGCCCGUUUUCAAAAGGUAGUGUUGAAUAAACAUACCAGUGUGAUAAAACACAGAAUUUACAUAUACACUGAAAAUGAUUUUUUAAUCUCAUACUUUAAAAAGUUUUUAUUAGAAUUAUGACAUAGUCUUGGGUAAUGGAAUGCAGAUCUUCAACAUAUCUUUUACAGCAUUCUUUUCUAAAUUAUUUUUAAGGUUGUGGUGAUUUUUUGGUUGUGAAAAGUUGAAUUUUUCUGUUGCCUUCAUUUCAUCUUGUGAUUUGUCUAUUUUAAUAAAUGGCCUUACAUUAAAAAUUGUUAAGAAAUGUAUACCACCAAUUUAGAAAUUGUUGCCUUUUCUGUCAUUAAACUCGGGUACAAAUUGGCAUAACAUAUAAAGACCUAUGGAACUAGAACUAUUAUUAAAGAAAUAUUAGAUGAUCAUAGUUUCCUGUGAUAGCAUUUUUUGUGUUAUCUAUACUUUCUUUUGGUAAAAUGUUUUAUCUGUGAUUUCUUUAGUUAGUCAACAUUUCCUUGAGUAAACUUGAUUGUACAACUAAUUUUCAUAAAUGGACUGGAUUCACUUGCAACAUUAAAGUUGAUAUGAGGUUUUAAAUGGAUUUAAAUAGAAAGAAAACAUUGACUUAAGGUUGGAUUUAUAUUUUUCUAUUAUGCAGUCACUAUAAAAUUGUGCUGGAUUUGAAUGCUCUUUCCUCCCACUAAAAAUAACCCCCUAUGACUUUAGUUAAAACAUUGUGGAAAUCUUUGGAGCAAUUUUUCUUACAAUAUAAAAAAAAAAUUGUAUCAGAUACUCUUCCAUUUAAAAAUAGGCUUUUAUUUAUUUCUUAAUUUAGCUAACUCUUAAGUAAUUUGGCAUCAAUUAGUUAUUUUAUCUCUUUGAGUCAGUUGUAGGGAGGGGAUGUUAUGCUCAAUCAUUUUUAGUUAUUUUGAUGAAAUGCAGAAUGUUCCACAAUUUUGCAGUGUAUAUAGUAUUUUGGAAUUGCCCUGUCCAGAAAAUGUUUCCAGCUACACAGUUUUAAAGGAAAAUGUUCCCAUCUCAAAUGAAACAUGUAAUAUGAGAUGUUUCUUUGCCACUUAAAAUUUUUCUAUCUUUUACUUGCUUUAAACACAAAGGUCUUUGUUCAAACUUGUGGCUUUUUCAAUUCAAACAUAUAUCUAUCCACUCUUUUUUUUUUUCCAGAACUGAGAUAUUACCAAGAAAAAAGGCACAAUGCCACAAUAUUAUGGUGUUGUAUAUGGUAUUUUGACUUAAAGGGGAAAAGGUACUUAAUUUUGGUGGAAUGUUGAUUGUACCUUGUCACAAAGACUCCUCUUUCAUUUUCUGAUAUGCUUUCACCUAGUAAGAUGGAAUGUGGAGUAUACUGUAAUAAUAUAAGUGCUCACUAUAAGCUAUUGGGAUUAAGAACUAUUAACAGAGUUGUAAGCUUGUUAUCAAAUUAAUGCAAGACAUUUAAACUAUUUUUUUGCAAAACUAUUUAUUUUUAAACAACUUAAAGUAUAUCUAGGGUGAGUUAAAAGUCCCUGUGCAUCUAUAUUAGAUGGCAGGUAUUGUCACAGAGUCACUGUGUAUUAAUAAUAAAUGUUGAAAUGGCUUCUCCCUGUCUCCAGAAGCAUUUACGUCCUCCUUGUGAGAUCAUGGUGCACAGAGGUCUUUGGACUGCCCUGAACCCGUCUUAUGUGGACAUAGCCUGUUCCCCGCAUUUUCUCAUGGUGUCAUGUGUUUCAGGUCUAUCCACUUAGUGUUAAGAUCAUUCUGAUUUUCAUCUAAAUAUUUUAAAAAUUGUAAUAUGUGUUUUAGUGGAGGACGAGUCUUGAUACUGUUCUAAUUCAGAAAGCCAAUUUUGAUAUGCUUUUGUAUAUUCAUACUAUAUGACUUUAAAGUAAUAUGCCCUAUUCUAAUUCAGUUCGAAAUUGUUAGAUUCUGCUAGAAUAAUAAAAACAGUAUUUGCCAAAAAAAAAAAAAUUUACAAACAGAAAGGUAUGUAGCAAUAUUUUCUAUGUUUGUGUAGAAAGAUGCCCAUCUGGGAUAGGGGAGCACAACAUAAUGUGAAAGAUUGGCUUUAUGUGAUACUAAAGUAGUCUGGUUAAAAGUGGAAAGGGGGAAGAAGAAAGAGAUAAUUUCAUCCUAUAGUUUGGUCUAGAUACAAUUUGGUUACAUUUUUGAAUUCUAUUGAAAGGUAGUGUAGAUGCUAUGGACACAACCUGUAAGUGAUUUUUAAAUAUGCACUUCUAGAAAUCUGAGAAAAAGAAAACAAAAACGCUGUAUCCAUCUGCCAUAAUAAAUGAACCAGAAUUGUUUUCUAUCAAAUUCUUCAUCACAAAUCUUGAUGGAGGCCAGAAGCAAAUUUCAGGCUUACUAGGACACUGCUAUACAUUUUCAUAAAUAAUAAGUAAGCUGUAGAAAGUCCUUGAAAAAAAUCUCACUCUCUUUCUGCCUAAUGGAAACUAUUCUCUUUCUACUUGGUGCAAUAAUCUGGAAUUUUAGAAGGUCAAAAUAUAUCACAGGAAAUGAUCAUAGAACUAAAAAUAGUUUUUAAGGAAACCAGCUACACAGGGCAACCAUUUUGCUUUUGAGGAAAAUCAUGUGCCAAAAGGCUAAAUCAUUGGCUUAUAGGAAAUAAAACCUAAAGUGUACAUCAUAAUUUCUGAGCCAGUAUUACUGAACAGGAUAAAAGUUACUAAAGUCUUACAUAAGUUUAUGCAAUGUCCCUGCUAGUGCUACAAAUCUAAAUAUCUUUGUAACAAUGCUUUCAGAAAAUGCCAAUUUUAAUUACUAUAUCUUUCACAUUAUAUAUGAGAGACACUUUAUGAAUGAUUCAAAAAUAAUAUAUUUUCAUUUAAAUCUUAAUUGCUUUUCAUCGAAUGUGAAGUCUUAAUUUGAAAAUGAAAUUACACUACCAGCAAUAGAGUUUUGAUGAAUACUCUAAUAAGGAACAAUAACCAGUUCCAUAAUAACUUUAAAAUUCUAAAGGUAUUGGUACGCUAGCAAUCACAAAUUUGGUUUCUUUUAAUACUUUUUAAAUCCUGUAUAGAAGGUUUUUUAUAAACAUCCUUUUUUAAAUCUAUCAUAACAUGGCAAAAUGCAUAGUUGCUAUUUCUGAAAAGUGUUCCAAACUCUACAUCCAGAGGUGAUGAAAAAUUCUUAUAGAAUUUUGUAAUGAGUAUACAUGUUGAGUUAAAGAAAUUUCAUAGUUGUUGGAGUGCCAUGAAAUUAAUACUUGCAAUUCAGAUUGCUGUAGUUUACACUUUUUCUGUAUGUUUCAAAUCAGGUGUGUACCAUUUGUACUGAGAACACCACAGAACGAAUUAUCCAAAGUCCAUUGAUUUUAAUAUGUGUUUUGGUUUGUAAACAAAUUAUAGUAAUUUCUUGCACAUUUUUGGAAAUUAAUUGUAUAAGAAUUUAUGUAUCUGCUUCUAGAUACAGUGUGUAAAUAAAUAUUUCAUUCACAAGA
Carlito syrichta (Philippine tarsier) is the source of this 5584-nucleotide messenger RNA. It is a transcript of the gene SOCS6, whose product is annotated as suppressor of cytokine signaling 6. The transcript is spliced from 2 exons. Bases 122 to 1729 code for a protein of 535 amino acids. Gene Ontology annotation, cellular component: phosphatidylinositol 3-kinase complex. Gene Ontology annotation, molecular function: 1-phosphatidylinositol-3-kinase regulator activity. The record is from RefSeq and is a predicted model, not a curated record. Gene Ontology annotation, biological process: protein ubiquitination; intracellular signal transduction; regulation of growth. NCBI's taxonomy places the organism in Eukaryota, Metazoa, Chordata, Mammalia, Primates, Tarsiidae.